Molecule: messenger RNA, 1902 nt
Organism: Closterium sp. Naga37s-1
Lineage: Eukaryota; Viridiplantae; Streptophyta; Zygnematophyceae; Desmidiales; Closteriaceae
Source: the annotation of a GenBank genome assembly
AUGGCACUUGAAGCCACGCCAGUCAGCAUUCCCUCUCCAACUGUGCUGGAGGCCCUGCGCGCCAAGUACCCACCUGCGCCCACCUCCCCACCUGACUGGACAUUUCCAGCACCUGACCCUCACCUAUCGGCACCGUUUGCGGUCUUCUCCAAGGUGCUGGGAAGCUUCCCGGGAGGGGCAGAGGCAAUUAUUCACAUCACACGCACUUACCUCGCCGUGAACACGGGUGCCUUGGUCCUGCAGGCUGACCUGGCGAACGCGUUCAACAGCGUUAAUCAGGCAGCCAUCGUCGCAUCACUUCGCGGAUCCACUCUCGAAUCGCUUCUGCCGCUAGUAAAACUGUUGUACGGCCUGCCCUCUGCACUAUGUCUGGACGCCGGCUUUUCGCACCCACCUCUUCUGAGCGAGACCAGGGUGCGGCAGCGGGAUCCCCUCGGUCCGCUGCUGUUUGCGGCUACCAUACACCCAGCGCUGACGAAGACGGCACUUGCCUUCCCGUCCGUGGUCUGCCUGGCCUACGCAGACGACGUUACCUUUCUCGGAGAAGCAGCUGCGUGUGCGGCGGCGUUCGAACAUUUCACGGGGAACCUCGGGGAGAUUGGGCUGCGCCACAACCCAGCCAAAUGCGCGGCCUGGUCACAAGCUAGUCGGCAGGAGGCAGCGCUGCCGCUGGGCGUACCUUUCACUGACGACGGGGUGAAGAUGUUUGGCAGCUUCAUUGGUGGCGUCGACGCAACGGCGGCGUUCCUACGUGACAGCCUAAACACCAUGGGCGGGCCCCUACCUUUAAUCGCGCGCAUGGAGCCGCAGCUGGCGUCUUUACUGCGGCAGGUCUCCUACGUUGCCCGUACCACGCCCCUCUCUGCCCUGCCAGUCGAGGAGUGGUCAGACUGGGGGAAAAGACUGUUUGAGACGUUGCUGACGGCCUGCGGCAUCCGUCACCCAAGGGGAGAAGCCGAGAUUACACGCACCUGGGCUCAAGCCUCGCUGCCGAUCUCGCUUGGAGGUUUGGGUCUCGCAGACCCCUCGGUGGAAGGACGCGUUGGGUUCCUUGCAAGCUGGACCCAAGCGCAGCACCUGCUCACCUCAAUUGACGAGCCGGCUCUCGGCGCCUUGGCGGAAAUACGGAUCCAGAUGAAGGGACCCUUCGUGAACACGUCCCCCCUGUUUGACUGGUUGGAGAGACACAACCCCGCCAAGUGCGGGGCCUGGUCCGAUGGGUCGCCCGCGGACUACACCCUGCCCGAAGGGGUUCCACUCAGCGGCGAUGGGUUGAAAGUGCUGGGCAGUUUCAUCGGCACCCCAACAGCAACAUCCGCCUUCAUACGAUCCAGCCUGGAAGCGAUGGGUGCGCCGCUGGGAUUGAUAGAGCGGAUGGAGCCUCAGCUGGCGGGUCUGCUGCUGUCUCGGUGCGUCUCGCGCCGAGUGUCUUACUUGGCCCGCACGACUCCCCUUCCGGCCCUGCCCCAAGGGGAGUGGUCCGAAUGGGGGAGGCGUCUGUUGGAUACCCUGCUCACGGCAUGCGACAUUAACCACCCACGGGGGGAGGAGGAAAUAUCACGCACAUGGGCGCAGGCCUCCCUCCCCGUAUCGCUCGGUGGCCUCGGACUGACGGACCCGUCCGUGGAAGGAAGCUACAGCUUCCUCGCCAGCUACACGCAGGCUCAUCUCCUGCUGGACUCCCUGGAGGACGAAUGCACCGGCCCACUGGAAGCAACACGCGAGGCCACGGCGGCCUCUCCAUAUCUCAUUCUUUCAGUUAGUGCUGAAAAUUUUGGCGCCACAGCCUCUGCGCCGGAGCGCAAGACGGACCCCGCGCGCAGGGGCUCCGGCGGUGACAAGGACCUGCCCGCGCGCCGAGCCAGCUCGCGCUGCUGGUCCUCGAAGCGGCGGCGGAUCUGA